Molecule: messenger RNA, 2539 nt
Organism: Cutaneotrichosporon oleaginosum
Lineage: Eukaryota; Fungi; Basidiomycota; Tremellomycetes; Trichosporonales; Trichosporonaceae
Source: RefSeq, a predicted model, not a curated record
CUGGCGCCCGCCCUCUCCAAGGCUCCCUCUCGCCCUGCCCUUCACCCUGGAGCAUCUCUCUCCCAAUCCCACCACCGUCACCUCUUAUCCAUCUCCUCCUCCUCCUCCUCGUCGUUCAUCCUCCUCUUCUCCUCCCAUCUCUACUCCUCCUCCUCUCCUCUGCUCCUCUCUCCACGCGCCCACUGCUCUCGCCGCAGUCGGUGUAUCGCCAUGAUCGUCUAGAGCCCCCCCGGCCGCACACACACUCUCUCUCUGGAAUCAACCUCCCUCACCCCGUGUCAACCUCGUCUCCUCGUCACCCUCCGCCUGAUCGUCGUCUUCCAGCGCGUCUGUUCAACGUAUGAGCGCGGCGGCGGUCGGGCCUGGUGGCAUGGGCCCCGGGCUACCUGGUCCAUUAGCCCCGCCAAUGAACACGCACCACCUCUCGGCCCACACCGUGCACGGUGCUCACAUGACACACCCCCCAUCUCUUGCCGCAUCACCUACCACCAGCACGGACAAGAUCCGCAAAAAGAGCGCGCACUGGGCCGACUCGGACACGGACAAGCUUCUCGAAGUCCUCCUGCGCCAUCGCGAAAAGGGUCGCACGGCCGACAAUGGCUUUGAGCCAGAAGUUUGGCAGGAGGCCGCAAAGUGUCUCGAGAGCACCAACGGCACAGGAGGCGAAAAGACACCAGACGCGUGCAGAUCCCGCUGGCAACGACUGCAGCGCGAGUUCAAGUUUGCUAGACAAUACCUCGAGGAGUGCCACGGCUUCUCGUGGGAUCGCAACAAGCACAAGCUUUACGCGUCAGAGGAAUCAUGGGCAGCAGCGGAGAGGAAGGGCCACCAGACCAAGAAAGGCAGGAAGAUCUACCUCCCAUGGUUCCAAGGCCUCGGUCAGUUGUGCCCAAGCGAUAGUCGCAUAAGACCGACGAAAGGCCGAAUGCCCUCGAAUGGCUCGUCGACAUCAGAGACCUCGGGUGCACUUCCCCCCGCAACUCUGGCCCACAAUGUGGUCAGACCGCCAGGGCUACCCGAUGGGACUCACGUGAUGCCUCAUAUCAACGGCCACGGCCAACCGCAAUCCCACACCGGCGUGCAACCAGGCAUGCCCGUCCCCGACCAAGCAUCCGUGUGGGGUGACGGGGGGGACAGUAGCCUGGACGACGUUGAUUCUAGUUUCACGCUUGCGGAUCCUAAUCAACAACCGUUCGCCAUGUCUCACCAGAAGCGGCCGCUCGAGUACGACGUGUCCGUUCUUGCCUCGGGCGGUGAUCGGAAGAGGAUUCGCACCCACCGAGAACCACAAGGGACACCAACCCGCCCAUCGACUACCAAUGUUGGACAGCCACUUGGUUAUCAACAGCUAGUGCCACCACCAAGCACGACCCCGAACGUCAGCCAUCCUCAUCCACCCCAAACACCCCCUCACCAUGCACACCAGCAUCAUUAUUCUACCCCCCAAGUCCCCCAAAAGCAAGUGCAGCACAUGCAAUCGCAUCAGCAGCCGCACCAGCAACAGCACCAGCCGCAUCAGCAGCAGCAGCCGCAACAAGCUCACCAAACGCAACCGCAACAGCAACCAUUACAUGCACAGGUACAACAGCACACAAUCCAACACCCCCCACAGCUUAUAGCCCAGCAACCCCAACAGCAUUCGAUAGCGCCUCGUCAAGCACUCGCGCCGCAGGCCAUCAACACACAAUUUAGCCCCCCAUAUAACAUACAAUCGGCAUACACGACCCGUUCUCCACAAUAUACCCCCUCCAUCAACGACCCGGCGUUGCCUUCGCCUGUGUACCAGUCUUUGCCCGUCGGCAGCGGCGACAUGUCCAACACGUUUCUUCGAACCCCGCAGCAGACAACGGAUACGCGCCGAGACGCGGUCAUUAAGCGCACGGAGUCUCGAGCACUCGGCCCGGCAGCUAGUAUGCCCAACCUCGCGAGUGGAACGCACGCACGAAGCAAAUCGAGCAACAACAUUAUCAUGCCCUCGACGACUACCACGGGGGGGCUUGCAUUGUCGGGUUUGACACCAAAGACGGCUGGCAUGUCCUUCUCGCCUGGCGGGGAGCUCCAGUCACUCACCACUCCGGCCAAUCAGCCAACAAAGAGCGGCGUGUCGACAGGACGCAAUACACCAGGACCCGGCUCGCCCGAAUUAGACGCCGGCGCAAGACGUAUAGACGCGGUGCGCCGAUUGCAGCUCGAGGACAUUUCGGACGACGACUUGAUGCUCAUCCUCCCAGAGUUUGAGCAGAGCAACGCCGUUGUCGAGACAUACUUGGGACUACAACGCGAGCACUUGCGCGUUAGAUGGCUUCAAGAGAAGGUCAUGGCGCGGCGGCGGUUGGGGGUGCACACGCGCCGCGCCGACGAAUUUGAGAGCGGCAUGUAGUGCUUCUAACGAGUCGAGCCACGAGCGAGACGAGCCGUAGCCAUCACAUAGGCAUAUUUUCACAGUAGACGCCCCAUGGGCAAUGCACAACCUGGAUAUGGUGCUGCAUGAACCUCUAUCGCAUCGUCUAAGCCCCGUUGGCGCCAGUCUCGCCGAGUG